Molecule: messenger RNA, 4755 nt
Organism: Lymnaea stagnalis (great pond snail)
Lineage: Eukaryota; Metazoa; Mollusca; Gastropoda; Lymnaeidae
Source: the annotation of a GenBank genome assembly
GUCGUGGCCGUUAGAUAUUGAUUUCCGACAGAUAUAAAAACGCAUUUCAUUGGCCCAACUCAUCAGUAAUCACAACUCCUAACUGCCUCAAAAUGUCUUCAACUGCAGUCAUGGUCGGCUUUCUCUUUGUAACCUUUGCUACACUGUUUCACCAUAUCUACGGUGAAAUUGUGACUGGAUCCGUGUCACUGAAUUCUGGUGUUUUUGACAAGGUAUUUGCUCUCACAUAUAUUGAAUCAUUCGCCUUCACUGCCUUUGCUUUUUGUUCAGUUGCCUUGCUAUGCUUUUCUAGGCCCAAACACAAUUUCAAUUCAGACAUUAAUUCAUUAAUUUAGUCAUUUUAUUAAAUAGAAAUUAGCAACAGCAUUUUAACAAUGAAUUAAUAUUGAAUUGGUAAACUAUUUCAUUUACUAUUAACUUAUUAAUAAUGUAAAAAUAAGUAAGAUUUACCAUUUAUAAAUUAUAUUACUAGAUAAGUCAGACUAAGGAUAAGUAAAAUAAGUUAAUUAAAGUUUCUGUACUAAGGGUCAGUAAGAGAUAUAAUUACGUAAGAAAAGUUAAGUAACUUUUAGUAAUCUGUAAAUUACUAUAGUUCAGUGUAAGUGUAGUGUAGGCUUAUUAAUGACAAUUUAACACUCAUAAACAGCAAGAACGUGUCACAAGGGGCCAUCCUAAAUUUAAAUUAUUUAUAUUAUAUUUAUACUAAAUAACUAGGGCUUAAGUGGGUGCAGUUUUUUAAAAUCGGAUCUGGUUAUUUGUUGAAAAUACCCGGUAGGUCCAAAGUGUUACAAAAAAUGUAACUUCUCAUUUACUAUAAUUUAUGAAUAUGCCAGUCCUUAAACGAUAUGGCCUACAGGCUUAGACAGUCCUACAUGCUACCCGCCGGUCUUUAAAUAGUACUAGACCAUACCUGUGGCUCUUUAUUACUUUCUUGAUUUGUAUAAUAGUCGUCUCCCCCUAUAGAAAAAUCAACCUGAACAGAGUUAAGAUGUCACGUAUGAAAGCUCGCGUUACUCAGCACUAUUAAAAUAGAACAUGUGGAGUUGGGGGAGGGCUGGUUGUGAAGAGAAAGCAGGACAUACAGAAGCAAAAUAUAUAUCAUAUUAUUUACAAAGCUAUAUUGCAAAUGGGACUAAAGUACUGUGACAAGCUCAUAUUGGCCACCCCUUUGCAAAAGUUUUAAUAUUUUAUCUCAUUUCCAAAACAGCUCUAACAUGUAGACUUACAAUUUCAGAACUCUCAACACUCUUAUUACUAUCUAUUAUACUCACUAUCUAUGCCUACCUACUGUAUUCAGAACAUUAUUUUUGCAUGUUACAUUAAUUUAAAGAGAUUUCUCUUCCCCCCCCCCCCCCCCCCCCACUCCCAUACAUUUUAAGCAGAGUUGAAGCAUUCAUAAAGGCAUAAUUUGCAAAUAUAUUUUUAGCAAAUUAAUAUUUAGGUUGAUAUUGUAAAAAUUAUUUUUAAAUAUUGUAUAUAUUAUAGCCAGUGAAUAAACGAAGGAUAAUAGUCAAAGAAGAUGCCGGUAAAUAAAGAUUAACAUUUUCCACAUUUGCGGUCUUAAUCUUGUGUUUAAUGUUUAAAAAUUAAUAUUGAUUUUAUAUUUGAUAACAAGUUUUGCUUCCCAUUGUAUUUUUAAAAAAAAAUAGAUUGUCCAGAAGCAUAAAGCAGUUUUGGUAAAGUUUGAUGAAACCUAUCCAUAUGGAAAAAAGCAAGAUGUUUUUAAAGAAGUUGCCAAAGCAAGUGUUCUUCAACCAGAUUUACUUGUUGCUGACGUGCAGGUUGCAGGUAAUGAUCAGGGGAAGUUGUGUUUACUUAUGCAUGGUUAACCUUUAUCAUUAAUACCCAUUAUAAGUUUAGUAUAAUUAUUUAUUCAUCCCAUUAUUUAAUUACACUAAAUAUCAUUUUUACUAGUUCUAGGGAUUUUAUAGAGAAAAAAAACAUCUGAAGAAUAAAACUAUGAAAAGAUAAUCAAUAUGAAUGUUAAGCAUCAUUCACUGGGGUUGCUGCAUUAUGUUUAUUACUUCAAUGACACACCACUGCUCUGUGUUGUAGCUGAAAUACUUGCUUACAUCUUUAUAUACAAUAAAUGGUUUACUGAACCUUUUGAUUUUCAGAAGCAAACACAUUAUAUUCUAUUGUAAGACAAAAUAAUAAAUCACAAAAACUUAUUAAGAAGGGCUUGUAAAAUACAAAAAACUGAAGAAUGCAAUUUCAUAAAUUUCCUUUUAAGACUGAUUACAAAUUUGUACUGUAUUUAGUUAUUACAACUUUAAAAUUCUAUCUAAACUGAAAUGGACACUCAAUUAAUUUUUGAAAACACAUGGAAAUUCCUUUGAAUUUUGCUUACAUAUACCAAAAAUAAUAAAUUAUGGUACAUAUUUCCAACGGUAAUUAAAAUAAGAUUGCAGUCUAUCCUUUGAAUUUAAAUGAUAAAUCUACGCUUCAUUAAAUUGUAUAUGAUAGUUUGAUAGUGUAAUGGCGCUUUUAAUUCAUUGUGCUUGAAAAUUGUUUCUGUCUCUAUAUGUAUUUUAUUGACUUUUUUCGCCAGAUUAUGGUGAUAAAGAUAAUAAUGACUUAGCCGAAAGAUAUGGAAUAAAAAAAGAAAACUUCCCUGCUUACAGACUAUUUCUUGAUAGCAAAUUGGAUGAUCCAAUCAAGUUCACAGCCAGUGCUGAGAAUGCUGAUGAUAUUAAAAAUUUUGUCAUUAGGGAGACAGGUAAUGUCAAAAGCCGUUUUAAAUUAUCUAAAUGCUGAAAUGAUCCUAUUUGAAGUAGAGAUGUUAGUAUCUUUUUUAACAAACUUAUUUUUUUUUUUUUUUGUAACUUUAUAGUAAACAUAAUUCUUGCUUAGCAGGCUGUAUAAAAUUGCACACAGCAGGCGGGGGAGACUUUAGUGACAAAUUAGCAAUAUCUGCUUUUUUUUGUUUUUGUCGUAGUUAAUCCUUACUAUGUAUUAUUUAUUAAAAUAGAAAUUUUUUUACUGUUCUUUGAAUAAUACAAAUCUGCAAAGACCCAAAAUAUAUUAAAUUCUCCUUCUUUUAACAAAAAUAUUUUAAAUCCUGCUGAAAAAGAUAUAUGAUUUUUUUUUCAGUUUACUACACACUUUUUGAGUUAUGUCUAUUUCCUAACUUGCUAAAAUACUAAAAUUAUGGUAUAAUAUUAGUAUAAUAUUUAAUUUUUUUUUCCAAAUACAGGCCUAUGGCUUGGUCGACCAGGCUGUAUAGAGGACUUUGAUAAACUUGUUAAGCAAUUUUUUGAAGCCCCUGCUGACAAGAGGGCUGAAAUAGUAGAAAAUGCGGACAAGGCUGCUGAGAAAUUUACAGAAGGUGAAGAGAAGACUUCUGCAGAAACAUACGUUAAAACCCUUCGAAAGGUCCUGGAGAAAGGGAAUGACUUUGUCAAGUCUGAAGUCACACGUGUUGAAAAAUUGCGAUCAGGCAAAGUCAGUGACAAGAAGAAAGAGCAGCUUAGCAAUCGUUUGAAUAUUUUGACUACAUUCCAAUUAAAUGUUAAGGAUGAGCUCUAAACAUUUGGAUUUUACAAUUUUAAUUUAGUUAUUAUAUUUGAAGUAUUAAAUACCUUAUUUUGUUUACUGAUUUUAUAAAUAUAAGCCAUUUUGCUUAAGUUGUGUUUUAAAACUCUUGAGGUUAAAAAAGAUUAUUUUAAAGCUCUUCAUGUCCAUUACAUAAGCAUUUGAGAUAAUGUGUAAAUGCUCACGUUGUUUCUGGCUAGACUAACACUAUUUUUGUACAAGUCUGUCAUUUUGACUGUUAAAUCUCUAAGUGCUGCAAAACAACUUCAUCAUAUAUUGUAAUUGUAUAAGUAAUGCAAAUAUUUUUAUUAGAAUUAAUUUUUUAAAAAUAUGCCAUAUUCAGUAAGGCAUUUAUUUAAACAAUGUUUCAUUUUGUGGUGUAUUUACAAACAAAAAAAUCAAAGUUUUGCAAUAUAGCAAAGUGUUAACAUGAUUUUAAAAAUUGUUAACUGAAAGAUGCUGUGUUUUAAAGCAAUGUAUUUUUGGUAGUCUAUUGUGUGUAUAUGUGCAUAAUUUUUCAUUCCCAUGAGAACAAUGUCGGGGUUGCUAUGCUUUAUGAAAAAAUGUGUAUGCAUAAAUCCUCUAGUUUUUCUUUAAGAUAAUAAAGUUGUACUUGAAUAUUAAGCUCAUAAUAAGUUAUCAACUAAAUGAAUGAGUUGUUAGUUUCAAUGUUGAUUUUCAAUUUUAUUUUAAUAUGGCUGUUAUAAUGUGCCUCUGCCCAUUACAGCCAAUACAUUUUAAAUUCUUUGAGAUAGUCAACAGUUACAUAGUUGGCGAACAGUUACAUUCUUGGUGUUUAACAAAUAUAUGGAAUCAUGAGAGCUCAAUAAUUAUGGUCCAAAUAAGUUUUGUUAAACAUUACAAUCUCAAUAUUUUAAAAGUUAUAUAAAUGGUUAUGUAUGCUUCCAAGUGUUUUAUUUAUUUUUCUAUUUAAAAUUAUUCAGCAAUAAAUGGUUGUCAUGCAUCAAUUUUUGGUCUUCAUGUUAUACAUUGCACAUAUUUUUUAAUGCAAAAAAGAACAUUCUUACAGUUUUAAUGUUUUACAAAGUAGACCAUUGCCUUUGUUUAAAAAAAAAUUAUGACAUGAAAAUAAGUCUCAGAUAAGUACUAUUUGACACGGUACUGCCUAAACUAAUAAAUUAAUUAGCAUUUUUAUAAUGACAUGUCCACUAGUUCCACGAUAUUCUGUUACAUAGCCAGUUAUUCAGUUAUAAAUUCCAC